CACACCACUGUCUCCACCAAGAAGUCUGAGACAUUCUCGACAUUCUCGACAUUCUUGACAUUCUCGGACAAUCAACCUGGUGUCUUGAUUCAGGUGUAUGAGGGUGAGCAUGCAUACAUGAAGGACAACAACUUGCUCAGCAAGUUUGAGCUAUCUGGCAUUCCCCCAGCACCUCAUGGUGUUCCUCAGAUUGAGGUCACCUUCGACAUUGAUGCCAAUAGUAUUCUGAAUGUCUCUGCAUCUGACAAAACUACCAGUGUAAGUCAA
Molecule: messenger RNA, 267 nt
Organism: Suillus discolor
Lineage: Eukaryota; Fungi; Basidiomycota; Agaricomycetes; Boletales; Suillaceae
Product: heat shock protein 70 cognate
Exons: 1
Biological process (GO): cellular response to unfolded protein; protein refolding
Cellular component (GO): cytoplasm
Molecular function (GO): ATP-dependent protein folding chaperone; ATP binding; heat shock protein binding
Source: RefSeq, a predicted model, not a curated record